CUGACGUGGACCAUUAACUUGGAGCUGCCGCCUCUCCCCUCUCUCCUCCUCCCUCUGACAGGCACAGGCGAGCGAGAGCAGCGCGGUGCAGGAGACGCACUGCUGGCUGCUGGGGGAGAUGCCUCCUCGCCAGGAGGGCACCUCUGGGAAGAAGCCCACCGCGGGGGAGGCAAAGUUUCAGGGCAGCUGAGGAGCCUUCCCCGCAGCCCUUCCAGCCCUGUCCACCCCCUGGCUAUGGAGGGCGGACUCUAAGAUGAAUCCCGACCUGGACACCAGCCACAACACAUCAGCACCUGCCCACUGGGGAGAGUUGAAAAAUGCCAACUUCACUGGCCCCAACCAGACCUCCAACAACUCCAGACUGCCCCAGCUGGACAUCACCAGGGCCAUCUCCGUGGGCAUGGUGCUGGGCGCCUUCAUCAUCUUUGCCAUCGUAGGCAACAUCUUAGUCAUCUUGUCUGUGGCCUGCAACCGUCACCUGCGGACACCCACCAACUACUUCAUCGUCAACCUGGCCAUCGCCGACCUGCUGCUAAGCUUCACCGUGCUGCCCUUCUCGGCUGCCCUGGAGGUGCUGGGCUACUGGGUGCUGGGCCGGAUCUUCUGUGACAUCUGGGCCGCCGUGGACGUCCUGUGCUGCACGGCCUCCAUCCUGAGCCUGUGCGCCAUCUCCAUCGAUCGCUACAUCGGCGUGCGCCAUUCUCUGCAGUACCCCACGCUUGUCACCCGGAGGAAGGCCAUCUUGGCGCUCCUCAGUGUCUGGGUCUUGUCCACAGUCAUCUCCAUCGGGCCUCUCCUUGGGUGGAAGGAGCCAGCACCCAACGAUGACAAGGAAUGCGGGGUCACCGAAGAACCCUUCUACGCCCUCUUCUCCUCGCUGGGCUCCUUCUACAUCCCUCUGGCUGUCAUUCUGGUCAUGUACUGCCGGGUCUACAUAGUUGCCAAGAGGACCACCAAGAACCUGGAGGCCGGAGUCAUGAGGGAGAUGUCCAACUCCAAGGAGCUGACCCUGAGGAUCCACUCUAAGAACUUUCACGAGGACACUCUCAGCAGUACCAAGGCCAAGGGCCACAACCCCAGGAGUUCCAUAGCUGUCAAACUUUUUAAGUUCUCCAGGGAAAAGAAAGCAGCCAAGACCUUGGGCAUAGUGGUCGGGAUGUUCAUCUUGUGUUGGCUACCCUUCUUCAUCGCUCUACCACUUGGCUCCCUGUUCUCCACCCUGAAGCCCCCGGACACCGUGUUCAAGGUGGUGUUUUGGCUGGGCUACUUCAACAGCUGCCUCAACCCCAUCAUCUACCCGUGCUCCAGCAAGGAGUUCAAGCGCGCCUUCCUGCGCAUCCUCGGCUGCCAGUGCCGCGCCCGCCGGCGCCGCCGCCGCCGCCGCCGCCUGGGCAACUGCGCCUACACCUACCGGCCGUGGACGCGGGGCUGCUCGCUGGAGCGCUCGCAGUCGCGCAAGGACUCGCUGGACGACGGCGGCAGCUGCCUGAGCGGCAGCCAGCGGACCCUGCCCUCGGCCUCGCCCAGCCCCGGCUACCUGGGCCGCGGGGCCGCGCCGCCGCCCGUCGAGCUGUGCGCCUACCCCGAGUGGAAGGCGCCCGGCGCGCUCCUGAGCCUGCCCGAGCCCCCCGGCCACUGCGGCCGCCGCGACUCGGGCUCGCUCUUCACCUUCAAGCUCCUGGCCGAGCCCGAGAGCCCCGUGACCGAAGGGGACGCCAGCAGCGGGGGCUGCGAGGCCGCGGCCGACGUGGCCAACGGGCAGCCCGGCUUCAAAACCAACAUGCCCCUGGCGCCCGGGCCGUCGUAGCGCCCCGCGCGCGGCUCCCUUUCCCUGGG
Molecule: messenger RNA, 1836 nt
Organism: Eptesicus fuscus (big brown bat)
Lineage: Eukaryota; Metazoa; Chordata; Mammalia; Chiroptera; Vespertilionidae
Gene: ADRA1B
Product: adrenoceptor alpha 1B
Exons: 2
Coding region: 254-1807 (517 amino acids)
Biological process (GO): adenylate cyclase-activating adrenergic receptor signaling pathway; regulation of vasoconstriction; regulation of cardiac muscle contraction
Cellular component (GO): membrane
Molecular function (GO): alpha1-adrenergic receptor activity
Source: RefSeq, a predicted model, not a curated record